GAAGAACCAUGGAAUUGGCUGCAUGCUACAUCUGCUCUGAUAGAAGAAGGACAGCAGACACAGAUAUCUCUCUUUCAAAGAUUGGGAUCAGACAUGACUCAGAAACUCUGAAAGAAGUGUUAUUGAGGGCUCUCUCAGUUGGUUAUGUGGAAGAUAACCCAAGUGAAGUGGAAACCAACAGGACAUCAUAUGAUGCAAACAGAUAUGAAAGAAGAACAGACAGCAGUGAGAAAGAUAGACAGUUAGAGAUUGGAGGUGACAUAACUAAAGACAAUUCACAAUUACCAUUCAGUGACUUUGACUUGGAGGCUGACAGUGAAUCAAGUGCAACAGAGCAAAGCAACAUUCCUGAAAGAAAAAAAUAUAAUCGUAAAAGGAAUCAUAGAUGCAAUGAGUGUGCCAAAUUAUUUCCAUCCCAAGCCCAUCUGAAAGAACACAAGAUUAGUCAUUCCAGUGAACUGUCCUUUUCUUGUUCAAUAUGCCUGAAGGGUUUCAAGCGUAAGAAUGCUUUAAAUAAACAUAUGCGUAUCUUACACCCAAAUGGUGCAGAAAAAGUCUUGUGUACAUGUGGUAGGAUAUUUGCCAGUAAAGAAUUGAUGUACAAACAUCAAGCAGGUAGUGGAAGUCACAGACUCUUAGUUUGUCCUAUUUGUGGGGCAUUAUACAAGACGAGACAAAGCCUUGAUAGCCAUAUGAUGCUUCACAAGGAAAGUAAGUGCUAUGGAAAAGAGGACUCCUGGCCAUUCACAUGCUCCCUAUGUAAUGAAAGGUUUAGUAGCAAAGCAUCCCUCAGUAAUCAUAUUGCAUCAACCCACAGUAAUCAAGACUUUAAGUGUACUUUGUGUGAGAAAACCUGUAAAACUAAGCAGUUACUGUCCCAGCAUUUGCUUAGAAAGCACAAGUUAGGCAGUACUGAAUAUCCAUGCCCAGUUUGUAGCAAAGUUUUUUUGAUUGCCAAAGAUCUCAGACGUCAUGUACAAUCUCACAAUCUAGGAGGGUCACAUGAAUGUGCUCUUUGUCACGCCAAAUUCAAAUCUUACUUAACACUACAGGCUCAUAUGAAGAUUCAUGCUAAGGGUAAACCAUAUGACUGUGUAAUAUGUUUGAUACCCUUUGCUUCAAUUGAACUUUUAAAAGAUCAUUUCAAUGCACAUCAUGGUGUUAAAAUAAAUGAUGAUAAUUUUGUUAUGAACUGGAAUAGGAAGUGCCCAUUAUGUUCACAGGUUUUCAUGCGUCGGGCAGGUCUAGCCAUACAUAUAAAAACACAUUUUGAUUUUGAGGAUACAGAAAUUUUGUUUGUAGAAGGUGAUGAAGCUCAAGAUAUUGAAAAUGCAAUGACAGUACUUACAGAGGAAAGUGGUAACAGUGAACACCCUGGAAGAAUUCAAGAAAAUACUAACCUGACAGCAAUUAUAGAGGAAAAGGAUAGUAAUGAAUACUCUGGAAAGAUAGAAGCAAAUAGUACCAAUACAGUGUUUACAGAACAAGGAAAUAGUAGUGAAUACUCAAGAAUAAUCCAUGAUAAAUCAGAUUUUACUUAUGCACUUCAAGAAAAAACACUAAAUAAAGAUGACUAUAUAAAAUGUGACAGAGAAGUAAGAUUGCUGAAAGAGGUUGAUGAUGUUAGUGCAAAAGGAAUUUCAUUACUGAUAAAUUCAAUUAUUAAAGAGUCAGAGGUAGAGUGCUCAGAAGUUACUUGUGAUAAAAAGAGUACAAAAAGACUAUCAGAACAUAGCAACAAUAAUAUGGAAGUCUGUAUACCAGACAAAGAAGUAGGUGAGUGUAAAAGCAAAGAGGAAAAAUUAUUCUCUGCAAGAAUGGAAGAAAUAGACUCUGAAGGAGCAACAAAAUGUGAGGAUGAUAAUAUAGAUACCUCAAGAAACCAUUCCAGUGAAGAAGAAGAAACAAGAUAUAUAUGUGGUCAGUGUUCUUCAGUAUUCCUUGACAUGGAAGAUUUACAGACUCAUUUGCUAACAUGCUACCAACAAGAUACAGAGGAUGAUUAUGUCGUAGUCUUUGAAGUAGAUGAAAGUAAUGUAAAUUAAGUAGAAAAUAAAACAGUUUUUCACAGCUUAAUUUUAAGUACUUUUUUAUUUAUUAGUAUCUUUUAUUAAUUAGUUAUAAUAUUCUGUGAAGUUGCCAUAUGCUAAUAUCAUUAGUACUAACUGUAGGAACUUGAUCAAAUAAUAAUUUCAAAAUUGUC
Molecule: messenger RNA, 2203 nt
Organism: Penaeus vannamei (Pacific white shrimp)
Lineage: Eukaryota; Metazoa; Arthropoda; Malacostraca; Decapoda; Penaeidae
Source: RefSeq, a predicted model, not a curated record